CGAAGCGCGACGCCGGCCAGUGACGCCCCACAUGAUGGCGCUUUAAAGUCUACUUACAGAAGGCAUUGUUUAAGCAAGCUGAGUGUCCCAGUUCCACACCCUGCAGGCAUUCGAGCUCCCGCGUCAACUGAGAUCCAUCCUGGGAGCGCAGAAGCGAAGUUACCCGAGGACGAAGAAGGAUUGCACACAGCAUUGACAGCUGACCAUCAUGGGGUCUGCCUUUGCGCUUCUUCCCUGCGCCAGUAUUGUGCCAUGUCUGUGCGGCAGUGCUACAUGUACAGUGUCCAGCUGUUGCCCAAGUUGCAGGAAUUCCACGGUGACCAGAAUGAUUUACGCUUCGAUCCUGCUGAUUGGGACCAUCGUGGCCUGCAUCAUGCUGUCGCCAGGGGUGGAUAAGCAACUUAAACGGAUACCAGGCUUCUGUGCAAAUGAGACAGGUUCUCUAGAUGCCCUUCAAGGUAAUGUUAACUGCGAAAUGCUUGUGGGAUAUAAGGCAGUCUACCGUGUCUGCUUUGGAAUGAGUCUGUGGUUCUUCGGAUUUUCCAUUCUCAUGAUUAACGUCAAGAACAGCAGAGAACCCCGCGCUGCAUUACACAAUGGAUUUUGGUUCUUUAAGAUUAUUGCCUUGGUGGGAAUUACACUUGGUGCCUUUUACAUUGAUGGGAAUUUUAAAUAUGCUUUUGUUCUGGGCUCUGCUGGAGCCUUCUUUUUUAUUCUGAUCCAGCUGGUCCUGCUGGUCGAUUUUGCCCACUCCUGGAAUGAGUCAUGGCUGGACAAAAUGGAGAAUGGCAACUCAAGGGGUUGGUAUGCAGCCUUGUUGGUGGUCACAAUCACAAACUACACCCUAUCAUUCGUUGCCAUUGUGCUGUUCUUCGUCUUCUAUACCAAGCCCGAUAUUUGCGCAAUUAACAAGUUCUUCAUCAGCUUCAACAUGCUGUUUUGCAUUGUCGCUUCAGUCACUUCUACUCUUCGUAAAGUACAGGAGUCUCAGCGUCGUUCUGGUCUUCUUCAGUCCUCCAUCAUCACCCUGUAUGUGACAUUUCUAACUUGGUCUGCCAUGAGCAAUGAGCCAGACGAAAAUUGUAACCCUAGCUUGCUGAGUAUUGUCCAACAGUUAGUAGGGCCAACAAUGGCUCCUCUUGAAAUCGAAAAUCAGACUGCUGUGGUGAUCAUUAGCACAGAGGAUCCCGUCCCCAAUACACCUUACCUGCAGUGGUGGGAUGGACAGAGCAUUGUUGGUCUGACUAUAUUUGUCCUGUGCAUCAUCUACUCGAGCAUUCGCUCAUCCAGCACAAGCCAGGUGAACAAACUGACCAUGGCUUCCAAAGACUCUGAAAUGCUUCCUGAGGACUGUAGUCUGGAAUUAGCGGAGGAAAGGAGUGGACCAAUGCGAGUGAAGGACAAUGAACAAGAUUUAGUCCAAUACAGCUAUUCCUUUUUUCAUUUCAUGCUUUUCCUGGCCUCACUUUACAUCAUGAUGACCCUCACACACUGGUACAGGACGGGCUCUUGUCCAAGGACAGGCUCUGGAUGUUUUUCUGUGGAAGACCACCAGAUUUGGGCAAUAAUAACCUUCACUUAUGUUUCCGUAAAAGGCAUCGUUGCACAUCCAGAUGCAGACUACACCAUAACCAGCAAGUGGCCAGCAGUGUGGGUGAAGAUCACCUCCAGCUGGCUGUGCUUGAGUUUAUACAUCUGGACCUUAGUGGCUCCCAUGAUUCUUACCAACAGAGACUUUAGCUGAUCUGGAGUAAAUUUUCCCUCACAUUUUCAUGUUGUGUCACAUUUACCUAACGUAAGACGUACAACAACAUAUAACAAGUGUUCUAUUGCAGCAAUAUUUCCUUUGAUACUCGUGGACAUUUGAAAAUAACAGUGUUACUCAUUCCAACUUGACACAUUUUAUGAUUAUUGCCUUUAUAUUAUUGUUAUAUUUCAUUGAAACUUUUUCUUUUUCAACUUUGUUACGAACAGUUAAAGAUUGUACACGACAGUCAAUUGUCGUAAAUAAGUGGACACGUUUGUGAAUAUGCCAAACAUUUACAAAAUAUGCUUGGUUUUAUCGGUUGUGAAAUGUAUUACUUUUAACAUACUAAUGUAUUCAUUCACAUUUAUAAAAAAAUAAACAUUUGCUUCAAUGUAAACUGAUUUGUUAGAAAGUGGUAAAUUAGUGUAAGGUGGAUUCGUUUCCAGUGAGGGUAAGAGUCAUAUAGUAAACAAUAUACCGAGCCCUUAAUUAGCCU
Corythoichthys intestinalis (scribbled pipefish) is the source of this 2243-nucleotide messenger RNA. RefSeq names its product serine incorporator 1 (gene serinc3). Bases 209 to 1744 code for a protein of 511 amino acids. The record is from RefSeq and is a predicted model, not a curated record. Lineage: Eukaryota; Metazoa; Chordata; Actinopteri; Syngnathiformes; Syngnathidae. The transcript has 11 exons. Gene Ontology annotation, cellular component: membrane.